CUGGGGCUGCCGGGCAUCGCUGCUGAGCCCGGAGCAAAUCGAAAGCCUCGGGGUAAAACGCGGCGGGGAGGGCAGAGCCCGAGCCAGACGUGGCAAAUCCUCCUGCCCCAGAAACCCCCGUCCCUUAGCUUGCAAGGAUUUGGGACCAGUGGCUCGCUGCGAAGGGACACGGCGGUCACCGGGACAGCGCUAUAGGGAGGCCCUUUGGGGACCUGGCGGCAGCCGCGGCCCCAACCCCGGUCACCGCCAGCUCCCCUCAGCUCUGCCCAAAACACACCGGGCUGGCGCAAAGCCCCGCAUUUGCCACCGCUGGAAGCGGCUCCGGCCACCGAGAGCCGGGCCGGACACGAGCACCCCUGCCCGGAGCCGGGGUGCGGGUCCAGGCUGCCUCCGGGACCUUCCUCCUCCCGAUCUGCGGCGCAAGAAAAGGAUGGAGAGGAAUCAAACCCUCCCCACCGCCAGCACCGCUCCCGUCGGCCCCUACCUGUCAUCGCCACGCUGGGUCGUGCCACCGCGGGGACCCCGACGCACUCCAGCCUUGCCCGGGGGGGGGUCCCGGCACGGCUCUGCACGGGGCACGGUCACCGCCCGGGAGCCGGCCGACCCCCGGCCUCUCCCCCGGGCGGCCGAAUUAUUUGGGGAUGGGGUCGGGACAAGCGGCCCUGUCCCCGCUUCAGGCUCGGAACCGGGGUGCCGAGCUCAGCACGGCGGGCACGUGGGGCACCGAGGGCUGCCCUGCUCCGGGCCCCGGGGACCUGCUGCGGGGCAGCCCGGCGGCGAGGAGGUGGCCCGCAGGCACCGGGGGACGGCGGCGACGCGGAGCAGCGGCAGUCAUGCCGGGAGGGAGGCCGGCAGCGGGGAGCCGCUCGCCCCGGGCACCUCCUUUGUCAGGCACGUCCGUGUGUCCCCGGUCCCUCUGCUCCCUCCUUCCUCCCGCAGCUGUUUCCAUGGACACGGAGCUGCAGCAGCAGCAGCAGCAGCAGCAGCCGCAGCGGGGUCUCCGGCACCGAGCCCUUCGCCAGCCACGUGCCCGGGGCAGAACCGAACCCCACGCCCACAGGCCGGCUCCCCCGGAGCUGUUCCCGCGGCCCCUCGGGGUGUUCGCGGCGGCCCUCACGCACCCGCCUCUGUUCUGGUGCCGACAGCGGCCACGUCGCUUGCACGGCGCCCGGGGACGGGGCGAGACGCCCCAGCUCCGGAGGACAAAACCCACUGUCAUUCUGCCAUAAUAGGUCCCCAGCGCAUCCCCCGGGGCCAGACGUACCCGCACCACACCUGGUUUCGAGGUGGGGAAACCGAGUCACGCUCUGCCUCCCGCACCCCAACCCCAACGGCUCAAAACCAGCCAAACCCAGCCGGCAGCGAUCUCCCUUUGGGGGGGGGGGUCUCCCACCUCCGUGGGAAUAUUCAGCACCUCACUUCAUUCCCCGGCCGUUAUCCUUACCUCGCGGGGUUUCUCACUUGUUUUGCUCCUGGCAUUACGUAUUUUUAGCUGGCCCCGGUCGCUUGUCAGGAGAAGCCGUGCCCUGCCUCCUGCCGCGGUCGCGGAAGUCGCUGCGUGCCCGGCUAGGAAGUCUAGCCCAGCACUGGUGAAUUACUGGGUCUGCUGUCAUUAAGACCCGGGCAAUUGCACUGCUGAUCUGUAUUUAUUACUGCACCAUUACUUAGAGAUAAACCGUUUAUCCCUAAAGCUGUUGGUACGGUGUCUGGUACCGUAUCCCAAGCCCGUAAGGCAUCAGGGCUGCCUUAAGCCCUUACGCUGCCCAAACCCACGGAAGACGUUGGCACGGUGCUAAACCAUCGCCCUCCACCUCCUGCCCAGGCACGGAGGGGCUCUCUCUCUCCCAGCCCAGAGAAAACCCCACAGAGGGCUUUAUAUCCGCUAGCAAAACAAGGAGAAUAAAGCGAGCUUUCUUUCACCUCUGUUCCAAACAGACCAAAGGACACGCUUGGGCCAGGUUGGAAGGAAAUCCCAAUUUCCCCCUUUCUCACACCGCUCUGAGCAGAGCGGCACACGCUCCCCACGCGGCAGCAGGCAGCAUAAACCCGUCGCCACGCUGCUGCUGAGAUGUCCCAGCUGGCAUCUCAAGGAGGAAGAGCUGAAUUCCCUCAACCAGCUCCCAGACAGGUCUGUAAGAACCGUUAACAUGCGUAUGACCAGAAAUGCCUCUGCAUGGAUGCAUAGGACCCAUGGAGAAAGGGUUAAAGGGAUCAGCUUACAGUGCCACAGAGGGUCGUGCGCCUGCUUUCAUCAAGGGGCCAGACAGCAGGAAGAUGAAGAACAAAAGGAAGAUAACAAAGAACAAACCUAAAGAUAAGGUGACAUGAAGAUGAAGAGCAGAGCUGGAGCCAUAAAACACCCGGAGACGUGUAACAGCGGGGCUCUUUUGGCAAAGAUUUAUGGGAACAGAUAAUGAGGCAGAAGGUUCCCAAACUGCCCAUAACAGAUCUGUCAGAGCAGCUUCUUGCCGCCACUCAGGAGGAAGCCAAAAGAGGCAGCGAGGACUCAACACUGCGGCACACACCAGUGAUCCCCACCACAGCCGCGGUGCCUGGGAGGAGGUGGUGGCAGCGUGUGCAGCCAGCGUAUUCCCAAGUUUUGUGCAAUAAAAUCCCUUUCCUCACCUUUCCAGGUGCCCUGCCACCCCCUGUUCCAGACAGGAACUCUCACAAGCCUGACCCUUGCCCCCAGCAGGAGUUUGGGAGAGGAAAACCCUCUCAGGUCCAUCUUUACUGUGACAGUGAAGUCCCAAAGAGCUGAGAGAUGGUUAAGCUAUGUACAUGACCAUGAAGCCCCCAGAGAUACUCAGAUCACGUGUCCCCUGCCUGGGGAUCUCCUGACCAAGAGGUGAUUGUGGAAGGGGGCUCAAAAUCCCCAGCGGCUCCUUAUUAGCCACCUCUAAGGGGGACACAGCCCUGCUGGUGUCCAUAAAUCCCCCAUCUCACUGGUGUCACCCAGUUUGGUGAAGGUGAAGCCACGGAGCCGCCGUGUCCCCCUCCUGUUACCUUGUCUUCGAGGCAUGAUGCAGAGCUGCUCCUUCUCAUCAGCGCCUAGAACGAGCAAUUAAAGAUGUUAAUUACAACACGGGGCCCUGGGGAUGGCUGCCCAACGGCCCCUAACCAAGACCAGACCCUUCUUUUUGAACCCAACCCCACCACCACUGUCACCACCGAACCACGUCCCCCAGCGCCAGGUCCAACCUUUUGCCGAACACCCCCAGGGACGGUGACGCCACCACCUCCCUGGGCAACCCGUCCCAGUGCCUGACCGCUCUUUCUG
Cygnus olor (mute swan) is the source of this 3280-nucleotide messenger RNA. Its product is annotated as transcription initiation factor TFIID subunit 4-like. The record is from RefSeq and is a predicted model, not a curated record. NCBI's taxonomy places the organism in Eukaryota, Metazoa, Chordata, Aves, Anseriformes, Anatidae. The transcript has 2 exons. The coding region runs from base 431 to 1492 and encodes 353 amino acids.